AUGUCAAAAGAACCAUCUAAAGAUGUGACCUACACCAACUGGCAUUCUGGACCCCUGGCAGCUGACAAAGCCAUUAACCUCGUUAAAGUAGCGUACCCACGCUUAAAGGUCAGCCAGCUGCAUGACCCAGAGGUCAAUGCACUGAACGUCCCCGUGACGUCAUUAGGCCACGCCCCCACGCUUAGAGGUCAGCCAAUGAGAAGAGGCCACGCCCAGUGUAUCAGCGCGAGAGAUAUAUUCCAGCUGUACUCGUAUGCCCUGUCUCACGAGCUGACGUUUCAAGAUGUACAAGAGCUAUCUCCCGCUUUGUUGUACUCCAUGAUGAAAACUGACUGUAAUCAAACUAAAAGUAACAACACUAGUCAUGAUGAGGGAAGGGUUCGACCACAGCCACUCGCAGUGUGGGGUUUCGGUUUUCUGUUUGUGACGGUGAUCAGCUUGUGUUCCCUGAUUGGGGUGAUCGUCUUGCCGUGUAUGAAGAGAUCCAUCUAUCGUCUCGUCCUCGUCUACAUGGUGGCGUUAGCUGUGGGCAGUCUGGCUGGAAGUGGACUCUUGUUUCUUAUACCAGAGGCAUUUGGUCUGGUUGGUCAGGAUGACCACAUGGGUUACAUUUGGAAGGCUACGGCCAUCAUGGGAGGAAUCUAUCUCUUCUAUCUGACCGAGCGAAUCAUGCGCAUCCUCGUCACUUGGAGAGAGCGUAAAAUGAAGAAAGGUCAAAUACAAGACAACAUGGAUGAUGGUUCUGAUGGGUUGAUGAAUGCUAUUUGCUCUGUGAAGAAGAAAACUCCGGAGGGGGAGAACACUAAAAUCUUCAAGGAACCGAACAGAAUGCCGCGGAACAUCUCGACGUGCACGGGAAAGGAGCUGAUGGAGGACACCAGUGAUGACUCCAUCGAUGCUAUCGACAGCAGGAGCAAGCAGAAGACAUUGGAAGGAGAAAGGACAUCUUGUAAGGAAACUCCGGAGGGGGAGAACGCUAAAAUCUACAAGGAACCAAACAGCAUGCCGCGGAACAUCUCGACGUGCACGGGACAGGAGCUGCUGGAGGAUAACAGUGGUGCUAUCGGUAGUAGGAGCAAUCAGAAGACAUUGGAAGGAGAAAGGACAUCUUGUGUAAAAGAACGAAAAGAACCAGAGGUGAUGAGUGGUGAAGUGAGGUAUGAGUUGGGUGAGACAAAGAAAACCAUUAAGCCAGUGGCGUGGAUGAUCAUAUUUGGAGACGGUCUGCACAACUUCAUCGACGGUUUGUCUAUCGGAGCGGCGUUCACGGAGAACAUUCUGACUGGAAUCAGUGUGUCGGUGGCCGUUCUCUGCGAGGAACUGCCUCAUGAACUCGGAGAUUUUGCCAUCCUACUCAACUCUGGAAUGUCUCUGAAGAAGGCGUUGCUAUUCAACUUCCUGUCGGCCUGCACGUGUUUCCUGGGCCUGGUGUUUGGUAUUCUACUUGGGGGCAUGGCUGGAGCUCAUUACUACGUGUUCGGAGUGGCCGGCGGAAUGUUCCUCUACAUAUCACUGGCAGAUAUGAUGCCAGAAAUGAAUGCUGCCGAAAUUACGAACGACAAAUCGUUGGGAACAAUGACGAUAUUCAUACUACAAAAUCUUGGACUUCUUUCUGGCUUUAACUUAAUGCUUGUCAUGGCAGUGUACAGUAGUGAGAUCCAGUUUUAAUGAUAUUUUAAGUAUUACAUGGAACUCAACAAUUGUCAAAUCAUUUAGACAGGUAUUGCAUAUUACACACUUGUCUUCAUUGUAGUCAAUUAUAUAAUAUAUAUAGGAUGGUAAAGCAAGGCUCGCACUGAAAUGAAUUUUGGUUUAGCCAAUUUUCAGAAUAUUUUCUUGCAAAUGAUUAAAAUGUAGUUAAAAUUUAAGGAAUAUUUUAUAAGACAAAGACUAAAUGUUGUAGCCACUUUGUAUAAAAAUUACCAAUUGGUUAAUUUGGCAACGUACAGGAAGAGCCCUGGUAAAAUUAUUGGCAAAAAAAAAAAAAUGACUUUGUGCUAAAUUGGCUGUGUAUGUCUCUAAAUCGAUAACGAACAAAAUAAUUAGUCGCUGGUUGUUUUCAAAUCUCUGGUUCAUUUGGUCUCAUAGAACACUUUUAUUUUGUAUUUAUUUACAUCCAAAAUGUCAUUUUCGAUUUGUCUUAUUUGAGGUACAAUUACAUUAUAAUAUAUUUAAGUGUGUGUUUUAAAAACAUUCACCUGUUUUAGUUUUAUUUAUUGUCUCCUCUUACUGCAGUAAAAAGGUGAGAAAUACAGGCACCGAAAUAAGCAAGGUUUUGGUAACUCAUGUACAGGUUACCACCAAGUACAGACCUGGCUCUAAUAGAGUCUGAGACACUAAUGUUAUGACAACGCCAUGCAAGUUAUAUGCGUGUGACGUCAUUUGAGAUUGAGUCUGGACUCUAAACGUUUUAUAAGCACGGUCCCUGGUAACCUAUACAUUUGUAUUUCCAUUAUUAUUAUUAUUACUACGCCCAAUAGCCAGUUUGUAUUUCCAUUAUUAUUAUUAUUACUACGCCCAAUAGCCAGUUUGUAUUUCCAUUAUUAUUAUUACUACACCCAAU
This is a messenger RNA of Gigantopelta aegis, 2563 nucleotides long. Its product is annotated as metal cation symporter ZIP14-like. The coding region runs from base 1 to 1668 and encodes 555 amino acids. Gene Ontology annotation, biological process: zinc ion import across plasma membrane; intracellular zinc ion homeostasis. The transcript is spliced from 10 exons. Gene Ontology annotation, molecular function: zinc ion transmembrane transporter activity. The record is from RefSeq and is a predicted model, not a curated record. NCBI's taxonomy places the organism in Eukaryota, Metazoa, Mollusca, Gastropoda, Neomphalida, Peltospiridae. Gene Ontology annotation, cellular component: membrane.